Pestalotiopsis fici W106-1 is the source of this 1557-nucleotide messenger RNA. RefSeq lists its product as uncharacterized. Gene Ontology annotation, molecular function: phosphatidylinositol binding. The transcript has 2 exons. The coding region runs from base 1 to 1557 and encodes 518 amino acids. The record is from RefSeq and is a predicted model, not a curated record. NCBI's taxonomy places the organism in Eukaryota, Fungi, Ascomycota, Sordariomycetes, Amphisphaeriales, Sporocadaceae.
AUGAGCGCACCCUCGAAUAACCAACAUGCUCACGGCCAGAACCCGGACUACUAUGCUGAGACGGCCAGCGUAGCCGGUCCCUCGGGCAGCAGCCAAGCAGCAUCAGAGCAGAACCCUCCUCAGUAUCAAGAGAUGGUACAUCCUCCUGCGUCUUCUGGCCAACAAGACUACUACCCUCCCCCGCCACCGGGGCCCCCGCCGAGCCAGAGCCAGAACCAAGGCUACCAAGCAUACCACCCUCUCCAGUCGAAUCCCGCCGACUAUUCACAACAGCCACCGCCGAGCUACGAGCCCACGCCAGGGUUGGAUGUUCACGGAGAUGAGAAGCCCCCAGUGCUGCCUCCGCGCCCGACCUCGCGACCCGGGUCCAGCCAAGGGCAAGCAGCACCCUACUUCCCUCCUCCGCCCGGAGCUACUGAGGCGCCGCCGUCGCCGCAGCAGCAGCAGCAGCAGCAGCAGGCCGCUGCUCCCACGACAACCGAAUCCCAUGGCUCUGUAGGCCCUGCAGUCGUGGCAGCGGGUGCAACUGGUGCUGCUAUCGGGGCUGCAUCGCAGAGUCAGCAGAACCCCGAUGCCAAGAAGAAGAAAACCUUUGGCGAGCGUUUCUACGACUGGAGUGUUAAGGCUGGUGUGCCCGUCAACAAGAUUACCAACAAGCUAGGCGCGGAAGCUUUCUGGCCGACGAGCAUGGACAAGGAAUGUGACAAGGCCGCUCGCAUUCUAAAGUCUUUCUGCAAGGAUGGAUUCUACACCGAGUCGACUCAACCGCCACCAUCGCCCGGCCACGCAACGAACCCGGGUCCCACACCGAACCCCAAGGCCAAGACUUUGGUCAAGGUGCCUUCCAAGGCCAUAGCACAGGCCAAGGGUAUUGCCAUCUUCACAGUCUUCCGUACUGGUCUGCACAUUUCUGGUGCCUCGGGCUCUGGUAUCGUCAUGUCGCGCUUGCCCGACGGAUCUUGGUCCCCGCCAUCAGGUUUCCUAGUCCACACUCUGGGCGCCGGCUUCAUGGUUGGCCUUGACAUCUAUGAUUGCGUCUGUGUACUCAAUACCGAGGAGGCUGUCAAGGCCUUCACAAAGCCACGUUUCAGUCUUGGAGGCGAGAUCACAGUUGUGGCUGGCCCCGUGGGCGCUGGUACAUCUGUCGACGCAGCUAUUGGUGCUGGCAAGCCAGUAUGGUCAUACAUGAAGUCUCGCGGAUUCUACGCUGGUAUUCAGGCCGAUGGAACAGUCAUUGUGCAGCGUCCCGACGCCAAUGCAGCCUUCUAUGCGGAGAAGGGUAUCACGCCUGAGCGCGUGCUGCGCGGUGACGUGAAGCCUCACCAGGGCCUAGUUAGUGACGGCGGCAAGGGCGAGAUCGUGCCAUGGCCUCUUGGUGCUCGGCAGCUCAUGGAGGUGCUGAAGAGCGCCGAGGGCGGCCGGGCCGAUGAGAAGGUCGUCGAGGAGGUUGGUAAGGGACCAACUCCCGGCGAUCUUGCUGGCACUGAGGGAGUUGGCCAUGGAGACCCUUCUGCGCAUGGCGGUGUGCACCCGCAAGGUGAUGUGAAGUAUGCUUGA